Molecule: messenger RNA, 420 nt
Organism: Apodemus sylvaticus (European woodmouse)
Lineage: Eukaryota; Metazoa; Chordata; Mammalia; Rodentia; Muridae
Product: dolichol phosphate-mannose biosynthesis regulatory protein-like
Exons: 5
Coding region: 1-420 (139 amino acids)
Biological process (GO): GPI anchor biosynthetic process
Cellular component (GO): dolichol-phosphate-mannose synthase complex; endoplasmic reticulum membrane
Molecular function (GO): enzyme regulator activity
Source: RefSeq, a predicted model, not a curated record
AUGGUGAGCCUGGAGUGCGGUACCUUUGUGGUACCUUGUGUGAGGGUACCAGGGGGUCGGGCCCUGAGUUGGAGUCUCCUUUGGAGAUGGUGUCGAGAUCUCCGAACCCGGAUCACUCUCCACACCACUUGUGGACAGGCCACUGGGACAGAACAAGCGGUGGGACUUGGCCUGAUCAAUUUUACCUACUACACCAUUUGGGUAAUUCUUUCGCCGUUCGUUGACAGCCAGCAUAUCAUCCACAAGUACUUCCUCCCCGCAGCCUAUGCUGUGCUCAGCCCAUUGAUCCUGCUGCUCCCGUUUGUGGGAUUGUUCAUCACCUACAUUUAUAUAAAAUCCCAAAAAGUAACCAGAAAAUCAUAUCUCCUGAAUUUAAUUUUUAUAUCAGUUUCAAAGUCUUCAUCUAAAACUAGCUGUUGA